Mus musculus (house mouse) is the source of this 775-nucleotide messenger RNA. It is a transcript of the gene Myl6, whose product is annotated as myosin, light polypeptide 6, alkali, smooth muscle and non-muscle. The transcript has 8 exons. Bases 236 to 586 code for a protein of 116 amino acids. The record is from RefSeq and is a predicted model, not a curated record. Lineage: Eukaryota; Metazoa; Chordata; Mammalia; Rodentia; Muridae. Gene Ontology annotation, cellular component: brush border; unconventional myosin complex. Gene Ontology annotation, molecular function: calcium ion binding; cytoskeletal motor activity; structural constituent of muscle. Gene Ontology annotation, biological process: muscle filament sliding.
GAGCAGUGUGACUUCACCGAGGACCAGACCGCAGAUCUGAGCCCCAAGCGCUGGGACCUAGCCUGGGCGGUGGCAGAUUCCUGCGGAGUUGUAUAGUAGUGGUGGAGAGCCUAGCCUGCCGCAGCUCAGGGGGUGUGUAAACAGAUGGCUACCACCUUAAGAAUUCAAGGAGGCUUUCCAGCUGUUUGACCGAACAGGUGAUGGCAAGAUCCUGUACAGCCAGUGUGGGGAUGUGAUGCGGGCCCUGGGCCAGAACCCUACCAACGCCGAGGUGCUCAAGGUCCUAGGGAACCCCAAGAGUGAUGAGAUGAAUGUGAAGGUGCUGGACUUUGAGCACUUCCUGCCCAUGCUGCAGACCGUGGCCAAGAACAAGGACCAGGGAACCUACGAGGAUUAUGUUGAAGGCCUUCGUGUGUUUGACAAGGAAGGAAAUGGCACCGUCAUGGGUGCUGAAAUCCGUCAUGUCCUAGUCACACUGGGCGAGAAGAUGACAGAGGAAGAAGUAGAGAUGCUAGUGGCGGGGCAUGAGGACAGCAAUGGUUGCAUCAACUAUGAAGCAUUUGUGAGGCAUAUCCUGUCGGGGUGACGGGCCCAUGGGGCGGAGCUUGUCCGGAUGGUGCUGAAUGGCUGAGGACAUUCUGUAUCCCGAGUCUGUUCCUUGCCCAGUGUGAUUUCUGUGUGGCUCCAGAGGCUCCCCUGUCACAGCACCUUGCCCAUUUGGUUUCUUUUGGAUGAUGUUUGCCUUCACCAAAUAAAAUUUGCUCUCUUUGCCCUC